AUGAUGAUCACCGGCCCUCUGGUGGCUACCAUCCAGAAUAAGAACCCGGGUCCAGGCAACUACGACCUCCCAGACCAGCGCUCCAAGAUUAGCUACUCACUCUCAGGCAAGAUCAAAGUGGAAGAUAAGGAACAGUUGGGAGUGCCAGGACCUGGACAAUACCCCGUCAGCUUUGCUAUCAGCAAAAACGGAAAGUACUUUAGCGCCAAACAUAAAAACAGCUGUGUUCGUGACUUUGGAAGAGUCCUGGGAAGGUGCCAGACUGCACAGAACAAACUACCAGGUCCAGGCGCAUACGACGUGACUACUUUCCAGGACAUAUCUCCGAAGGGUCGCUACUGUUUGUCCAACAGCACAAACUGCCUCACACGAAGUUUCGGUUCAGCUCAGCAGCGUGGAGACGUAACUCUCAACAAGUCUACACCUGGUCCCGGCAACUACAGACUCCCCAGUGAAUUCGGUUACUAUUUGGCGAAGGAGGCGGUGGGCAAGGAGAACCAGACGGGCGCGGAGGGCGGCAGUCACUGA
This is a messenger RNA of Nymphaea colorata (pocket water lily), 528 nucleotides long. RefSeq lists its product as uncharacterized. The record is from RefSeq and is a predicted model, not a curated record. The transcript has a single exon. Bases 1 to 528 code for a protein of 175 amino acids. NCBI's taxonomy places the organism in Eukaryota, Viridiplantae, Streptophyta, Magnoliopsida, Nymphaeales, Nymphaeaceae.